UGGUCACCUCUGAUAUCUGCAAGCGCUAUCUUCAACAUGCCGUAUCACGUUUAGCUGCGGAACAUCUAUUGCUCUUCGCCUGUGCCGGAAGUUGCUCGUGAAAGCGAGUCACGGACUAAGGCGCUCGCUCGGAUCUGCGAGUCGCCGCCUGUUGGCUCAGACUCCAAAACGCUUCUGCCUCAAUUGCUGUCUCCUCCACCUCUGCUCCGUCUGAGAUCGACGUCGAGGGCCUUGGGCACAAACAGCUCGAAGCCGUAGCCGCCGGCUACGUUUGUCGGCGCCUUCGUCUCAUUUCGCGGCCAUGUCCGGUCCUCAGCGACCCUCUCUCGCUGGAGGGACUGACUGCGGCACCAAUGCCAGCACCAGUGGGAGCAAUAGUGUCAGCCGAAGCAGCAGCUUGUCGAAAGGCGCUGGAGAUGCAAAGGCCAGAUGGAAGGCGCUGUUCGGAGACAAGACUGUUCAUAUCGACAGUAUCGACGACGGCAUGUGGGACAAUAAUGACGAGCACUUCCUCGAAGAGAUUGCUCGAGAGCGUGGCCCUGGGUCGAGCGCCAAUGGCAGUGCAGAUGGACACAGCUCCUCUCAUGGGCACAGUCACGGGAAGCUGCAACGCAGCUCGUCUUCCGCUUCGCUCUCAGCGCUGUCAGCGGGCGGAGACGAUUCGUACGGCCGCUCACCGCGAGGUCAUGCCCCGAAUCCUAGUUGUGUUGGACGCAAUGCUUAUCCCCCGAGAGCUGGUGGUCAUCGCGGUCUGCACUCCUCACGACCUCCAUCCGCGACUGGCCAUCGGCCCAGUGCAAGCUCCAGUGGCGGUGGUGGGAAUGCUGGCUCAUCUGCAAAACAAAGAUCGUCAUCUCUCAACAGGCGAUCUUCCAUUUCCUCGCUGAAGGGCUCAGCCAGCACAGGAGCGCCUCCGCAGCUAGCCUCGGUAUUCUCAUCGUCGCUGUCACAAAACGACCAUGGGGGCGGCUACAAGGGAAGAUCGAGUAUUGACUCGGACAAUGGCAGCAUCAGAUCCAUCAGGUCGUUCACCAGCGGCAUGGCGCCUGCUCCUCAGCGAAAAGCCCCUCCUACCGGGCCGCUCCCGCCACUGCCGCCUGGUGCCAAGCCACAAGCGCCACCUGCGCUGCCAGGGAAGGACAAAGCGCCAUCAAGUGGCGCCAGGGACAUGUCUUUUCUGCGCUUUUCAGCAGCAGACAUCAAAGUUCCUUCUAUCAACUCCAACACUUCGUCCUCCUCUCAGCCGCUCUCCGCCACAACGCAGGCGACCACACCCUCCACUGCGUCGUCAACGCACACCAACGGCGGAGCUCGUUCAUCUCCGCAUUCGACACCUUCAUUAGCAACGAAUGCACUGCCGAUCCUAGCGUCGCCGGUGCGCUUCAACGAGCACGAUCGCAGCCUAGAAUUCCGGCCCAAUGAACUCUUCGAGACGCUCAAUGUUGAUGAAGAGCCGGAGAGUGAUCGUGAAAACGCUAGCGUUGCAUCGAGCCGACCCUUUUAUGACGAUCGCGAGCGACCCAGCUCACGGACAGCUACCAGAGCUGCAAGUAAUAACACGGCAAGUGGGAAGGUGAAUACGAUUUCUGUUAACACUACACCUGUCUCUUUACGACGAGGUCCACUGCCUCCGCCACCCCAGCAGCUGCAUAUAAAUAGCGGCGCUGGCAGUUUCGAUCGCAGCAGCUCGCGCUCCAAUGCGUGCUUUGGUGAUGGAGACUAUAGCAGCCGGGAGGCGUCGCCCAUCGACCUGGGGUUUGCGCGGCUGGGCAUCGAUGACCUUAAGACGUCUUUCAAUGCAUACAAAAUCGGAACUCCUACCAGCUUGCCGGUCCCAUCGGCUCUUACGAUCGCCAUUGGUCACGGCGGCAGCGUCAGCUCCACGGAGGACAGGGAGAAGGACAUGAACCGGUCCGUCAUCUCGCCCUUUGCGCAGCCUAUGCCGAUGCAGAAUUAUUCACUUACGCGCACGCCUGGACGGCCAUUGAAUGCGGUACCUUCGGGGGCGAUGGACAUUAUGGACAGCAUAUCCGUCUUGACCAGCGCGAACAGUGAAGCCGAAUCUAGUAAUCUCGUUUCCCAGUCACUGUCGGAAAGGGAACGAGAGUGGGAGCGGCGCGAUUCGCAGCAAAAAUCGAUCGAUGAGCCGUAUGAGACCGAUCAGGUGGUCGAGAAGCUUAUUGCGAGUGGGCUCUUACCGCACGGCUGGGCUGGUGGGUCAUUAGGGAGCGCACCCCGAUACGCCAACAUCGCUCUGAGCUCGUCCGUGCCGAUUGGAAAUCUGAGUGUGAAUGACAAAGAAAAGAUGCCUUCCGCCAAGUUGGGCAACAAUGGCCUGCUCAGCGGGCUCAAAAGGCGUUUUGGAGCAAGCGGCUCCUCAACUGGGACCUCUCUGCUCAAGUCGAGCUCAAGGGACAGGGCUCUGCCGUCCAGCUCCCCAACGUCGCAACGAAAAGUGCACAGCGAUGUACACAUUGUAGGCAAAUUCAAGCCUGCGUCUGGUAUGGACGCCAUGUCGCUCGCAGGACUUUACCUUUCUUCGCAGGCAGACCAGGGGAAAAGGCGGAAGGACGCACAGGCGGCCGGAAGCAUAGAUGAUGAUUCGGCUGGCCACCUGGGAAGCGCGGGAUCAUUCAUGCCCAUGGCGUCGCCGGCUCCAUAUUCGGCCUCACACGACGAUUACCCCAGGUACGAGCAGUCUCCGAGGUCAGAACUCGCGACUGUGCCUUUGUAUGCAUUUGAGGCAGACAUGGCGUGCAGACCUCUGCCUCAACCGUCUACAGAUGGCUUGGGGGGUCGCAAGCCAAUACGAGCGCUAAGCAGCGACAAUAUUCAUGAUCGCGACUCGCAAGCAGCACGCAGUUAUCUCCCGCACCAUCCGCCGAGCUCCCGCCGGCUUGGGCCAUGGGUUAGGGCCUUUCCAGUUCCGGCGGGGCGGGGGGCGCAGCAGGCAGCGACGCCGCCAUCGGAUGUCUAUCGUAAGGGUAGCGUCCCUUCCCUCCGGAGCAAGGGAGAUAGCUUGGAUGAUAUGGGGAAGAAGCUCAACAUUCAGCAGACGACCGGUCCUGUCGCUGCCUCGCAGCCUGCUGCUGAGGCACCCGAAACACUGAUGCCGUUGCCGCCACCGCUGUUGCCACUACCACCAACAGCAACAGCAACCUCCACGGAUGAGUCACAAGCGCCCAAUGAAGCGCCUUCUGUUGCUCGACCCACCAUGUUGCUGGAUGUCCGCUUGCCUCCUUCGCCUGCUCUAUCCAAUCAAUCUUCGCAAGCUCCCCACACGCCGCAUACACGGAUCUCGGGCCACUCGUCAAUCGUGGACGCAUACAUGGACUCACUGUACAGCCCUGGCAUGCUUUCUUCCAGUACGCACGACUCGUUUCCGCUCUCUGCCAAUUCGAUGGCCGCACGGCCGCGGGAGUCGUCGGCGCCGUCGUUGUUGAGCGAAUCUAGUGAACUGCUAUCGCCAUCAGGCAAGCCCCCUCCGCGUCCUCCGAAGGCCGCGAGUCGCGAGGCGAGGAUGCGCCCAGGCAGCGUUCAAUCCCUCCAGAUGGUGGCAGACGGUGUUGGUGCCUCGGGCAGCUCCCAUUACUCUGCAAGACUGUCCUUCGGCGGCUCUGCCUCCGGAACUGGUCCGUUGUCAUCCCCAAUGGAAGAGGCGAAUCCACGACGCCCUUCCACCGCACAGCCCAAGCGUGUGAGCACAUCUUCGCAGUUGCAAUGGCAGGUGGGGGCCAGAUCGAUGGGGUUGUCUCAGCACAGCUCGCCUUUGCUAUCCGCUGGUCUGCCACCAGAGCCCUCAUCGCUGCAGAUGCCGUGCAGUCCCAUCGGCCUCGGCGUGGUCAACUCGAGACCGGCUUCAUCUGGGGUACGGCCGCUAUCCACCACCUCAACGUCUGGGCUGGCCGACUCGACCUUUUUUGCGCCGGAUACCCUGCUUCCCGCUGCCAACCUUACUGGAGAUGCCAAUCGCAACCGGAGCAAUUCCAAUCCCACGCAUGCGGAUCUGCAUGACCUCACGAGCAGAUUCUCGACGCCGACCGACCUGCCUGCUGCAACAAUGCAACGCAGGCAAUCGAACAGCAGCGAGAGUGGCGUCAACGGCGUACAAGCGCGGUAUCCGCAGGUGCGGCGCAAGCGCCCUGCUUUCGGGCUGAAUGUUGCUCCAAGUGCGGCUGCGGCGUUCGAUUCGAUCCCUUCGCCAGAUCUGACGGCCAGUUUCGCUCGCUCACCUCGUUCACCAUCGAUAGGCGUCUUCUCACCCGUGCGUGACUCAUCCGACCGGCCCGGGCCAGAUGAUGCGCCGACCAGCCCUGGCCUCGACGAUGUCGAGUUCAUCGACGACGACCACGACCCGGUGACUGUCCAGACGAUCCCCGUCGACACGGACGAGGAUGACGACCACGAGCUUGAGACACGGCCGCUGCGCCUUCGACACAACUCGCAGCUGACAAAGGGAUUUGAGCUGCGGCAAGGGCAACAUCAGCAGCAGGCGAGACGGGAGUCGAGGGAUACAGGAUCGAUCGAGCUUGCCAGGUCGCCUGCAAAGCUUCGGCAUCGUUCGUCUACUGCUUCCCUGAAUGACCUGCAGCAGGGCCGAAGCUACGCGUUCGUCUAAUCCUUCAGUCGGUCAAUCUGGGCGGUGAAGGGCGUGUCUGAAUACUGGCAUGCAAUUGUUUUUAAUAUAUUGCUAAUCAGCUGCA
Tilletiaria anomala UBC 951 is the source of this 4703-nucleotide messenger RNA. RefSeq lists its product as uncharacterized. The coding region runs from base 302 to 4618 and encodes 1438 amino acids. The transcript is spliced from 2 exons. The record is from RefSeq and is a predicted model, not a curated record. NCBI's taxonomy places the organism in Eukaryota, Fungi, Basidiomycota, Exobasidiomycetes, Georgefischeriales, Tilletiariaceae.